AUGUUGGUGAACUACUCCAGUGCCACGGAAUUUUACCUCCUCGGCUUCCCUGGCUCCCAAGAACUGCGCCACAUCCUCUUUGUCAUCUUCCUCUUCCUCUACUCGAUGACCUUGAUGGGAAACUCGGUCAUCAUCGUGAUUGUCUGUGCCGACAGGCGCCUGAAGUCGCCCAUGUACUUCUUCCUCGGCCACCUCUCGGUGAUGGAGGUCCUGAUCACAACCGUCAUCAGCCCCGUGAUGCUCUGCGGGCUGCUGCUGCCGGGGAUGCAGGCGGUGUCCCUGCGGGGCUGCGUGGCGCAGCUCUUCCUGUACCUGGCCGUGGGGACCGCGGAGUUCUCCUUACUGGCAGUGAUGGCCGUGGACCGCUACGUGGCUGUGUGUAACCCUCUGAGAUACAGCGCCGUCAUGAACAGCCACGCCUGCACCAGCCUGGUGGCCUGCUCGUGGGUGUUCGGGUUCCUUUUUCAGAUCUGGCCCGUCUACGCCACGUUCCAGCUGGCUUACUGCAAGGACAACGUGGUGAACAACUUCUUCUGUGACCGAGGGCAGUUGCUGAAACUGUCCUGCGACGACACCCUGUUCACGGAGUUCAUCCUUUUCCUGAUGGCGGUCUUUGUUCUCUUCGGCUCCUUGAUACCCACGAUCGUGUCUUAUACCUACAUCAUCUCCACCAUCCUCCGGAUCCCCUCGGCCUCGGGCCGGAGGAAAGCCUUCUCCACCUGCGCCUCCCACUUCACCUGCGUGGUCCUGGGCUACGGCAGCUGCUUCUUCCUCUACGUGAAGCCCAAGCAAACGCAGGCGUCUGACUACAACAGGACUGUCUCCCUCAUGGUGACUGUGGUGACGCCUUUCCUCAACCCCUUCAUCUUCACCCUCCGGAACGACAAAGUGCUGGAAGUCCUGAGGGACGGGGUGAAGCGCUGCUGCCAUGUGGUGAGGAACUAA
Molecule: messenger RNA, 945 nt
Organism: Elephantulus edwardii (Cape elephant shrew)
Lineage: Eukaryota; Metazoa; Chordata; Mammalia; Macroscelidea; Macroscelididae
Product: olfactory receptor 9A4-like
Exons: 1
Coding region: 1-945 (314 amino acids)
Biological process (GO): G protein-coupled receptor signaling pathway
Cellular component (GO): membrane
Molecular function (GO): olfactory receptor activity; G protein-coupled receptor activity
Source: RefSeq, a predicted model, not a curated record